This is a messenger RNA of Corticium candelabrum, 2913 nucleotides long. Its product is annotated as trichohyalin-like. Gene Ontology annotation, molecular function: protein binding. NCBI's taxonomy places the organism in Eukaryota, Metazoa, Porifera, Homoscleromorpha, Homosclerophorida, Plakinidae. The record is from RefSeq and is a predicted model, not a curated record. Bases 87 to 2828 code for a protein of 913 amino acids. Gene Ontology annotation, biological process: microtubule cytoskeleton organization. The transcript is spliced from 20 exons. Gene Ontology annotation, cellular component: microtubule cytoskeleton.
UCUUUGUUGUAGUGCAAACGGCAAAAUUCGCUUCUCCUUGUAGAACGUCUAGAUUAAGUUAAUAAUCAGAUAUUCAAACUGUCGGCAUGGCCAUGGAUGUCUUAGACGACGAGGAUGAUAUUGACGCAGAAAUCAGACGUCAACUGGACGCCUUACACGAGAGCGACAUGUCAGAGGAAGAGGAUGAUAGAAAUGAAUGGAGACUAGAGAGUGUCGUUAGUGGUGAAGAUGACGGAAAAAGUGAAUACGAGCAACAGAAUCCAGACGGUCUUAAGUGUCUUCCUGAUUCAAUGGUCGUUUACCUCACAGCCAUCAGAGGUUGUCACGACGAGCGAGUAGAAAGAGAGCUACAAGACUGGAAACAAACCAUAGAGAAUGUUGACAUCCAAAGCAAGACAACGGACGAAUUAUUAGAGGAGAAGCUAAAGCUCGAGUUAGGUGAUCAAUUUAGCAUUAAAGAAGUGAUGAUGUCAAAACAAGUUAUUGAAGAUAUGGAGAAAGAAGAGUGCAAUGGAAUAGAAACGUUCAUACAAGGAGAUAUGCUUAGUUCGUCAGGUGAUGAGUUAUUGGAUCAAAAUGAGGAGAUGAAGAAACUACAGCAGAUGUUGUUGCAGCAGCAGGAGAUGGCAGACAAACGAAGGGCUGAAUUUGAGAGAAAACAGGAGGAAGUAAGAGAGAAUGAGAGGAGAGUUGAAGAGCAACGAAAACAAAGAGAGAUUGAGAGGAUAGAGGAACAGCAGCGGUUAGCAGAAGAGCAAAAGCUUGCUCUUGAAAAAUUGAACGAAGAGUUAAAAGAAGAGAUGAGACAACUGGAAAGAGAACGUGUUAAGCACGAGACUGAGAUGGCUUAUUUUACAGCUGAGCAACAGAAACAGCAAGAAGAGCUUAAUGUGUUGAUAACUUUUGAAGCUCAACGAAAGGAAGAAAUUAAUCACAAGGCAGCUGUUUGUAUACAGAGAGUUUAUCGUGGAUAUAGCGUAUGUAAGUGGAUGAAGCCUUUGCUGACUCAGAAGAAAUGUGAAAGGCUAAAGCGGCUAGAACAGGAACGCAUUUGGAUGCAGAGAGAGGCAGACGAGAAACGUAGAAGAGAAGAGCAAGAGAAACAACGAAAAGAAGAAGAAGAACGUAGAAGGAGAGAAGAAAAGAGAAAGGAAGAAGAACGUAGAAGCAGAGAGGAACAACAAAGAAGAGAAGAACAAGAAACGAAACGGAUUGAAGAAGAGAAGAGACGAGAACAAGAGCGAAUUGAAGAGGAAGAGAGGAGGGAAAAGGAGGAAGCAAAGAGAAGGAUGAAGGUGGAAGAGGAGGAAAGGAGGAAGAGAGAAGAAGAGAGAAGGAUACGAAUAGAAGAAGAGAGGAGGAAACAGAUGGAGGAGGAACAGAGAAGGAGGCAAAGGGAAGAAGAAGAAAGGAAGCGAAAACAAGAGGAAGAAGAGAGGAAAAGACGAGAGGAGGAGCGUCGACUUUUAGCAGAACUAGAGAGACAACGAGCAGAAGACGAACGGAAGAGAAGAAUAGAGGAACAACGAAUAAGAGAGGAAGAAGAGAGACGGCAACUGGAACGCAAGAGGAAACGAUUAGAAGAGGAAAUGAAGAAAACACCAGAAUAUGUUGCUGCUGUGAAGAUACAGGCUACUUGGAGAGGUCAUGUGACUAGAGUAGUUUUAUGGGAUUGGUUGCCCUGGCUACAGAAGAGAGAGGAAGAAUGGGUAAAGAGAAAUGAGGCAGCCAUAAGAAUACAGGCUCUAGUUCGUGGUGUCCUCUUACGUAAGCGGUUGGAUGAAGCUCUUCUUGCUGCGAAGUUUGAUGAUGAAGUGGACGACUUUGAUUACGACCAGGAAAUAGAUUUAUCAGCAUUUGAUUUCGAUCAGACACAGUUGGAUGAAGGUUGGGGACCAGCUCCAACUCCACAGCUACCCCCGAGGCAGCCAGUUUUAGCUCCAAUUGCGACUCAGUCUGACAGUAAUCUUCUCAUACAAAAUCAACCUAGUGUACACAGAUCGCCAGCCCCUGAUCCUCGCACUGCUUGGGGAAGCAUCAGUCGACUAUCUAACAAUCGAUCAGCUUUGUCACACUCUACACCAGAUGUUGCACAUGGUCGUGCAUUGAGCUCUCAUUCAGAGGUUGCAGGUGGACUGACUCCAUUGACGGCUCAUCCAUCAGAUUUGUUUAGAGGUGAGAAGGCUGAUGGACCUUCUGGAGGAGCUGGAGAAGAGAAAAUCUCGUAUGAAUGGGGCUUCAAGAACGCAGAAACGGCCAAGAUUAUGAUGAAACGUGCACGAAGGUUGAAACAGAACGUGUUGAGCAGAAAAAAAUUGCAAGACCCUCAGAAACGCCUAGAACUGUUCAGGAAGUUGGAUGUAACUGCCGGGAAACCUCUUGGCAAUGUUUACAGGAGACGGUUGCCAGUGGAACGGACCAGCUAUUUUGCUCAUCUCGCUCACAAUGAAUCGUCAAGUGAUGAUUCGUUGUUUGAAGCUCAACAACAAGUCAGAGCUGACUUAACAUUCAAAUGGGUUCAUGAGCAGUUUGUCUCUCCUCCUGAUCAUCAGUCUGUCGGGAGGUCACAUGAUAAACAGGCUUUGUCUACAGUUAAAGACAGAAAUAAUGGCAAAUCAUCGAGUUUAUCCAAUUUAUCUCAAGUUGAACAAGGUCUCCUUCAUUUGGCGUCAAACAUAAGAGCAAAGGCUGGAGCUACACUCCUCUCCUCAAAGCAAACAGAUAGAAGAUACUCAGAGACAGAAAGUGACAAAAGCAUCAAACUGCCAGCUAUCAAAGUUCACUCCGCACCUGUCAGAAAGACAAGAAAUAGACCCAGCAAUAACUAACUUGUACACGAAAUUGCUCUCUUUCCUACUUUACUGUACAGCAGUAUAUUUGUAUCGGAAUAAAUGUAUUGAAAUAGUGAAAUCA